Messenger RNA from Patella vulgata (common limpet), 2572 nucleotides. Its product is annotated as vigilin. The transcript has 18 exons. Gene Ontology annotation, cellular component: cytoplasm; nucleus. Gene Ontology annotation, molecular function: mRNA binding. The record is from RefSeq and is a predicted model, not a curated record. The coding region runs from base 179 to 2572 and encodes 797 amino acids. Lineage: Eukaryota; Metazoa; Mollusca; Gastropoda; Patellidae.
CUUGUAUCCCUACGCGCAAGCUUGCUAGUCAAGGUCUGACUUGUGAAGUGCUCCUUCUGUUACGUGGUUGAUACCAACCCAGACACAUUGGAGACUCAUAACCAAGAAAAUCUCUUUUAGGACGGACAUUACGGACGCAGUACGGUGUACUGUUCGACUCGGAUCUGUCUACUGAAAUAUGAGCAAGGACAUGGCUACGAACUCUGAGGUAGUCCACAGUGUAGAGGAUGAGGCUUACGAGCCCCAGACUUACAAUGAUGCUUUUCCGGCCCUAGAAGCUGCCCGAGAUGUUUCAAAUGUUCAACAACAAGGUGCAUGGCAAUCCCAAACAGGAGCGUGGAAACACCCAACUGUCCGCUCAAUUAAGUGUACACAGGUUUUCUCUGUUCCCUUAGAAGAAAGAAGGUUCAAGGAAAUGGACGAUCGAUUAUUUGGUGAUGAAACGGAGCAGACUAAAAUAUGCAAGGACAUUAUGUCCAAAACAGGUGUUUCUAUUGAAAUUAGUAUGGCUAAAGAUCAGUCUUUAACAGUGGUUGUACAUGGUAAAGGGGAUGCCGUUAUGAGAGCAAGAAGAGAAGUCAUGACCAGACUUCAAACACAGGCUAACACGAUCGUCAGCAUCCCGAAAGAGCAUCAUCGUUAUAUACUUGGAAAAAGUGGUAAGAAACUACAGGAACUUGAACUGAGCACUGCAACAAAAAUUAACAUCCCCCGACCCGACGAGAAUUCGGAUUCAAUCAAGAUUGUUGGACCUAAAGAAGGAAUAGAUAAAGCUAAACAUGAAAUUCAGCUUAUUUCUGCUGAACAGGCCAAGCUAGGAUUCGAACGUCUGCCCAUUCUGAAAGUUUUCCACCCCUUCGUCUGUGGACCGAAUAAUCAGAUUAUCAAAACCUUAAUGGAAGAAACUAACGCUAAAAUUAAUGUCCCUCCUCCCAGCGUCAUGAAGGAUGAAAUUGUUGUCUCCGGCGAAAAAGAUGGCGUCAUGAAAUGCAAAGAUACGCUCAUGAAAAUUUACGAAGAAAAGAAAAAGAAGUGCCAAACAGUCUCAGUUGAAGUUCGAAAAUCGCAACAUAAAUAUAUUAUUGGCCCACGUGCUGCUGGCCUCCAUGAAAUCUUGGGGGCCACCGGUGUGUCGGUGGAAGUCCCUCCUAGUGACAGUACCUCGGAGACUAUAACAUUACGUGGUGAACAGGAAAAACUUGGUCCUGCUUUAACUAUGGUUUACUCAAAGGCUAACAGUGUUGUGUUUAGUGAUGUCGUGGCACCGGCAUGGUUACAUAGAUACGUUAUCGGACGUAAAGGUGCUAAUAUCAAGAAAAUAUCUGAAGAUUAUUCUAAGGUUCAUAUUGAGUUUGUUGAGAAUCAGGAUAAGAUAACUAUUGAAGGACCACCAGAAGAAGUUGAUGAAGCCGUUAAAGCUUUACAGAAAUAUGUUGAUGACUUGAAGAGCAGAAUGACUUUUGCUGAAAUUACAGUGGACCAAAAAUUCCAUAAACAUAUUAUUGGAAAGAGUGGCUCAAACAUUACAAAAAUUAAAAAUAGCACCGGCGUAUCCAUCCAAAUACCAUCUGAUGACGAGAAGAGUAAUAUCAUCCGUAUUGAAGGUAACCCAGAAGGUGUUGAGGAAGCUAAAAAACAAUUACACGAAAUGUCAACAAGAAUGGAAAAUGAAAAGAGUAGAGAUAUUACAAUUGAGCAAAGAUUCCACAAAACCAUUAUCGGGGCCAAAGGUGAAAAUAUCAAAGAAAUUCGAGAUAAAUUUAAUCAAGUGCAGAUAACUUUCCCUGAAGCAGGCAAAAAGAGUGCCGUUGUUACGUUACGUGGUCCAAAGAACGAUGUGGAUAGAAGUUAUAAAUACCUUCAACAUUACCACACAGAAUUAUUAGAAAGUAAUUAUCAGGCUGAGGUGCACAUUUUCAAGGGUUUCCAUAAAAAUAUAAUUGGUAAAGGUGGUGCCAACAUCCGCAAGAUUAGGGAUGAGACAGACACUAAAAUUGAUUUACCCAGUGAAAACAGUGACUCAGACGUAAUUCUGAUAACGGGCAAACGUGAAAAUGUUGAAAAUGCCAAAUCACAGAUUGAAGUAAUCCAGAAGGAAUUGGCUAACAUCAAAGAGGUUACAGUUGAAAUUCCCUCGAAUCUGCACAAUUCUAUCAUCGGAGCUAAAGGUCGUUUGAUUCGAGCCAUCAUGGAGGAAUGUGGUGGUGUUAUCAUUCGUUUUCCACCAGAGGGAACCAGUAGUGACAAAGUAAUGAUCCGUGGACCAAAAGAUGAUGUUGAAAAUGCUAAGAAACAACUUAUGGAAAUGGCUUCUGAAAAGAAAUUAUCUGGUUUUACUGCAGAAGUCCAGGCUAAAGCUCAAUAUCAUAAAUUCCUGAUUGGACGUGGUGGUGCUAAUAUUAGAAAGGUACGAGAAAGCACUGGAGCUCGAAUUAUAUUCCCAACCAAUAAUGAUAAGGAUCAAGAAACCAUUAGUAUUAUUGGUACAAAAGAAUCGGUUGAGAUGGCACAAAAAGAAUUGGAAGGACUCAUCAAGAAUUUGGUACGUUUACAUGGCAGUUCUGCUGGGUAG